AUGGCCGCCUUCCGCGCCUCAGCCGCCCCGUCGGAGGAGCAGGGUCGCCUCAGCGGCGGCGCCGGCGCCCACGACCGGCCCCAGACGGUGCUGGACGAGUUCACGGCGCCGGCGGAGAAGAGCGUCUUCCUGGAGCGGAGCCGCGGCUGCAUCGAGCGGCUCUUCGGGGUGCACUUGGCCUUCUUGGAGGCGGCGAAAAGCGGCGGCUGGGCUCCUCCGGGCCCCGGCGGGGGCAGGAUCUGGCUCAGCCUGCUGGGCGAACGGGAGGAAGUGUGCAGCGCCAAGGAAUAUAUUAAAGGAAUCUGCGAGCCCGAAUUGGAAGAGAGGGAAUAUUAUCCCAAAGACAUGCACUGUAUUUUUGUAGGAGCACAAAACCUCUUCAUGAAUUGCCUUAUCCAGGGCACAUCUGCUGACGUUACUAUAGCGGAGAUCGGGACGCUCAGUAUUAAAGGCCGUACCGAGCCUGUUGUCAUGGCCAGGAGCCACAUUCAGCAGUUUGUGAACCUCUUCGAAAACAACCUCAACGAGCCGACGGUCAGGGAGUCGGAAGUGAAGAAACAGUUCAAGCAUCUGGUUGAAGCUCACGCAGAUAAAUACAUGAUGGACCUCUUGAUCCUGCCAAGCUCGCUGAAGAAAGAGCUGCUGAGUCUCGCACAGCACGAAGGCGGCAAAACAGAAGGCCGAGCUGCAGACCCUGGCCCGUCCGAUGGGACGUUAAGACACCCAACUCAGAUUCAGAAACUAUCUGUAGUAAGCAGCGAGGGCAGAACAGCUCAGGAGGAAGCAAGGAACAACGCAGGUACGCCGGUCUCUGAAUUAGCCAAGCAAAUGGAUACAGUUUUCCCCGAGACGCCAGAAGGACAUUUUUUACCUAUAAAUGGUCUAACGUCUCUCGAGACCUCUGCCUCGAAAGAAAGGCAGUCGUGUAAAAGACGGUCCUCGGAUGACGAAGAGAGGCGUCCAAAGAAACAAUUUUCUUUUGAAAGCAACCAGGAAUGUAAGCAGAUGUCUUGCAAAAGACAGGAUGACAUAGUGGUGAUAGACUUGGUCUCGGAUACAGACGAGUUCCUUGAUACUAAAAACGGUGAUGAAAUCAGCGAGGAGAUGGAGUACAAGAUACUGGUAAAUUUUUUCAAAAGCAUGGGCUACUCUGAGGAAGUUGUAGAAACGGUGAUUGCUGAACACGGGCAGUCGGCUGAGCCCUUACUCCUUCUCGAACAAAUUGAGAAAAAGAGCAAGACGGGGGCGGAAGAGGAAGGCGAGUCUAGAGCUACGUCCCAGAAUACUGAAGCGCAGGCAGAGAAAAAUCAAGACGGUCCUGGCAACAGGGUCCACCCGGAUCUAGGCCGUCCGUCGGAGUGGCCCCCAAAUGCAAACGCCGUCCCUUUUUCUCAAGCGCCCUGCAAAACGGAGGACAAAACCCGUGGAUCAGACGCUGAAAAUCGAACGGCUCUUUUGGGUAACAAAAAAUCGUCGCAUAAGGAGCUCAGCAAAGUACGAUUGGGUUGUUCAGAACAGGGUGGCAAGGCGAGUGAGGUGGAGAGCGAUGGUUUCGUGAACGCCUCUAGUAACACACACGUGGCAACCAGUAAGAAACCCAAAGAUCCGAUCUUGGUAGCCAGGGGUGGCUGGGAGAGCGCACAGGCAGCAGUUCAGAGAGAAAACUUGGUUCUUCGAGGGUGUUUCAACCCAUCACCUGCGACACAGGACCCACCGAAAAAUUGCCAUCCUGUGCAGCUCGGAGCUCAGCAGUUCCCUCCCCAAAAAACAACGCCCUUUGCAGACCCCACCCCUCCUCUGCAGCCAAGAAGUUUUUAUCCAGAAAAGAAGACGGGGGGACUGUACUGUCACCCUGCAGAUCCUUCAGUCACCGGGGUCCAGAGGUUUCUAGAGGCUUUGAAAACACCGUACAAGCUGGAACUGAAAAACGAGCCAGGGAGAGCCCACUUAAAAUACGUCGUAAUAGAUGGCAGCAAUGUUGCAAUUUCCCACGGUCUGCAAAAAUUCUUUUCCUGCCGAGGAAUCGCAAUUGCUGUCGAUUACUUUUGGAAGCAUGGCCACCGAAAGAUUACAGUUUUUGUCCCACAGUGGCGAACACGGAAAGAUUCUAAUAUCACAGAGCAGCAUUUCUUAACCCAGCUACAAGAUGUUGGCAUUUUGGCACUUACUCCAGCAAGAGUUGUAUGUGGGGCUAGAAUUGCCUCUCACGAUGACAGAUUUUUGCUGCACCUUGCUGAAAAAACUGGAGGUGUUAUUGUUACCAAUGAUAACUUCAGAGAAUUUGUAGACGAAUCCCCAACCUGGAGGGAGAUUAUUCAGAGGAGGCUUCUGCAGUACACUUUUGCUGGAGACAUUUUCAUGGUGCCUGAUGACCCCCUGGGACGAAAUGGACCUGGAUUAGACCGUUUUCUUCAGGAGGAAGCUAGUUUCGGAGCUAUGCCAACCCAGCACAGCCUUGCAAGUGGGAGCCAUCUUCCUUUGGGGAUACCGCCUUUCCUGAUGCAGCCAGAAGGGAGCGGACAGUUGCUCCCAAACCCCGUUUCGGGUCUCCUCCCCAACUUGCCUCCGUUUCCUACAACGUCCCCCCCCCCACCUCCAAGAUCCGCCAGCGAAACCACCCGCUUAAAAGAAGCCUUGAGAAAAAUAUUCCCAACUCCGGAGCAGAGGGAGAAGAUCGAGGAGAUCCUGGCGCAGCACCCCCACAUGAGGGACAUGAAUGCAUUGUCUGCAUUGGUACUGGAUUUAAGCUGAUGAACUAAAAACCUUCCCCCACCCCCCAAAAAAAAAACACUUUUCAGUUUUGCAGUUUGGAUUGUUAAUGUAAAGAGAGAUGCAUCUGAGUUGAAGUCAGGCCAUCUGUGAAUAGUCAAAAACUUAAAUCCUUUUGUAUAAAA
Molecule: messenger RNA, 2894 nt
Organism: Protobothrops mucrosquamatus (brown spotted pit viper)
Lineage: Eukaryota; Metazoa; Chordata; Lepidosauria; Squamata; Viperidae
Gene: N4BP1
Product: NEDD4 binding protein 1
Exons: 7
Coding region: 1-2751 (916 amino acids)
Biological process (GO): negative regulation of proteasomal ubiquitin-dependent protein catabolic process; negative regulation of protein ubiquitination
Cellular component (GO): PML body; nucleus
Molecular function (GO): RNA binding
Source: RefSeq, a predicted model, not a curated record